AUGUCACAAACACCUGAAGAAAAGCCGGUUCACGUCGAACACCAUGAACACGCCCACCAGGAGCAUGGACAUACGAAAGUAUUUUCCGGCGUGGACGAGCAUCUCGCUGCGGCAUUGGCGCGCGACAACCCGAAUCCAUUCGGGCCUGGGUACUUGAAGUUGUAUUUCUUCUGUUUCCUUAUCUUCUUUGCGUCGACGAUGAAUGGCUUCGAUGGUGCAUUAAUGGGGUCGAUCAACGCUCUCCCUAACUACACAAGUUACUAUCAUCUUCCACCCAAGGGAAAUUCUGCUACAGGCAUCGUCUUCGCCAUCUUCAACAUCGGUCAGAUGGUCGGAUCACUCUUCAUCUGGCUCGCCGACUGGAAGGGACGCAAGCUUCCCAUUUUCCUUGGCUGCAUCGGUGUCAUUGUUGGCACGAUUAUCACAUCAACUGCGCCGACCUUGUCGGUGUUUGUUGGCGGGAGAUUUUUGCUCUCGUUCUUUUCCACUAUUGCAACAACAGCAGCGCCUGUAUAUAUGAUCGAGAUCGCCCCACCAUUGUACAGAGGAACAAUUGCUGGAUUAUACAACACAUUAUGGUACAUGGGAUCAAUUAUUGCGACUUGUGCCGUGUACGGGGCUAACAUGAACCUCGCCAACGAUGGCAACGUGAAUUGGCGUCUCCCUCUAUGGCUGCAAAUGGUAUGCCCCGCGAUCGUCGUUGCCGGCGUCUGGUUCUGCCCCGAAUCCCCCCGCUACCUGGUCGGCAAGGGACGAGCUGCCGAAGCAAGAGCAAUUCUUGUCAAGUUCCACGCAAACGGUGACGAAACACACCCCCUUGUGGAUCUACAGAUGCAAGAGAUGGAAGCAGCCCUUCAGCGGGAAGGGAUGCUGACGUGGAAGAACUUCCUGGAUGUACGGUCGCUAUUCAGGACAAGAGGACGCGCGCACAGGAUGCUGCUUAAUGUGGCGUUCAGCUGGUUUGGCCAAUUCUCGGGAAACAAUAUCGCAUCGUAUUACCUUCCUAAACUGCUGUCCAACGUGGGAAUCACGACUGUGAACACUCAACUCGAACUCAAUAUCGUUUAUUCCGUCCUAGGUUACGUAGCUGCCGUGUCGGGCAGCCGAUUCCACGAUAUUCUCGGUCGCCGGAAGAUGUUCCUCAUCAGCAUUUCAGGCAUGAUCAUCUGUCUAGCAAUCGCAGCCGGCACUGCAGCAGGGUACGUGGAAACUGGAAGCACCUCAGCGUCAAAUGCUUCCAUAGCUUUCAUCUAUCUGUUUGGCGUGUCAUACUCUUGGGCAUUCACCUCGAUGCAUCCCAUCUACCCAGGAGAAGUUAUGGCGAAUGACAUGCGGGCCAAGGGCAUGUGUGUCAGUGGAAUGGUCUCGGGAAUCGCCAGUUUCGUGAACACCUUUGCCGCCCCCGUUGCCUUGAACAAUAUCGGGUAUUGGUUCUAUGCCUUCUUCGCCUUCUGGGACUGCUUUGAGCUCGUAUUUGUUUACUUCUUUUUUGUGGAGACGAAAGGCAGGACCCUGGAAGAGCUCGAAGAAAUCUUCAAUUCGCCAAACCCGGCAAAGGCCAGCAUCAAGCUCGUCUCAGUACGGGCCGGUUCGGACGACAGCAGCCGGGACGAGAAAGUGUAAACGAAGUGAUGAGCUGUACGCUGUAGUGCUAAG
Dacryopinax primogenitus is the source of this 1656-nucleotide messenger RNA. RefSeq names its product sugar transporter. NCBI's taxonomy places the organism in Eukaryota, Fungi, Basidiomycota, Dacrymycetes, Dacrymycetales, Dacrymycetaceae. Gene Ontology annotation, cellular component: membrane. Bases 1 to 1623 code for a protein of 540 amino acids. Gene Ontology annotation, molecular function: carbohydrate:proton symporter activity. The transcript is spliced from 5 exons. The record is from RefSeq and is a predicted model, not a curated record. Gene Ontology annotation, biological process: transmembrane transport; carbohydrate transport.